Pan troglodytes (chimpanzee) is the source of this 2454-nucleotide messenger RNA. Its product is annotated as envoplakin-like. NCBI's taxonomy places the organism in Eukaryota, Metazoa, Chordata, Mammalia, Primates, Hominidae. The record is from RefSeq and is a predicted model, not a curated record. Gene Ontology annotation, molecular function: cadherin binding; structural molecule activity. Gene Ontology annotation, biological process: intermediate filament cytoskeleton organization; wound healing. Gene Ontology annotation, cellular component: cytoplasm; intermediate filament; membrane.
GGAGGGGCCUCCCAGAAACUCCCUUCCCCAGUGCCCAGCCGCCCCACCUUGCCAGACUUAGGUGACCAGCCAGCAAGGAUGCCCGCUGCCUCCCACCUGCCCUCCUGCCCUCCAUCGCCAGCCAAGCCCAACCUGAGCCAGCACCUGCCUUUAACGACCAAGUUCAAGGGGCUGAGCAAAGGCUCCCAGGGGAAGGGGUCCCCCAAGGGUUCCCCAGCCAAGGGGUCCCCCAAAGGCUCCCCCAGCAAGCACAGCCGGGCUGCCACCCAGGAGCUGGCCCUGCUCAUCUCCCGCAUGCAAGCCAACCCCGACCAGGUGGAGCGGGACAUCCUGGAGACGCAGAAGAGGCUGCAGCAGGACCGGCUGAACAGUGAGCAGAGCCAGGCCCUGCAGCACCAGCAGGAGACGGGCGGCAGCCUGAAGGAGGCCGAGGUGCUGCUCAAGGACCUCUUCCUGGACGAGGACAAGGCCCGGCGGCUCAAGCACCCGCAGGCUGAGGAGACUGAGAAGGACAUCGAGCAGCUGCACGAGCAGGUGACCCAGGAGUGUGCCGAGUACCGUGCCCUGUACGAGAAGAUGGUGCUGCCGCCAGACGUGGGAUCCAGGGUCAACUGGGCACACGUGCUGGAGCAGAAACAGAAGCAGGUCUGCGCAGGCCAGUACGGGCCGGGCAUGGCGGAGCUGGAGGAACAGAUCGCGGAGCUCAACAUCCUGCAGAACGAGAUCGACGACCAAGGAGAGCAGCUGGGGAGCCUCGUGGGGCCGGAUGCAGCCACCAUCCGGAGCCAAUACCGAGACCUACUGAAGGCGGCAUCGUGGCGCGGGCAGAGCCUGGUCAGCCUGUACACGCACCUGCAGGGCUGCACGCGGCAGCUGAGCGCCCUGGCGGAGCAGCAGUGCCGCAUCCUGCAGCAGGACUGGAGCGACCUCAUGGCCGACCCUGCGGGCGUGCGGCGGGAGUACGAGGUCGACUUCAAGCAGCACUAGCUGCUGAGCCAGGAGCAGAGCGUAAACCAGCUGGAGGACGACGGCGAGCACAUGGUGGAGCUGCGGCACCCCGCGGUGGGGCCCAUCCAGGCCCACCAGGAGGCCCUGAAGAUGGAGUGGCAGAACUUCCUGAACCUGUGUAUCUGCCAGGAGACCCAGCUGCAGCACGUGGAGGACUACAGCCGCUUUCCAGAAGAGGCCGACUCAGUCAGCCAGACCCUGGAGAAGCUCAACUCCAACUUGGAUGCCAAGUCCAGCCCUGCACCUAGGGGCCCCCCUGGCACCCCCACAGAGCUGCUGCAACAGCUGGAGGCAGAGGAGAAACAGCUGGCCAUCACUGAGAGGGCCACUGGGGACCUGCAGCUGCGAAGCCGGGAUGUGGUCCCCCUGCCACAGCGAAGAAACCUGCCUUAGCAGCCCCUGCACGUGGACAGCAUCUGUGACUGGGACCCAGGAGAAGUGCAGCUGCUGCGGGGUGAGCGGUAUAAGCUGAUAGAUAACACUGACCCGCACACCUGGGUCGUGCAGGGCCCUGGUGGGGAGAACAAGUGUGCUUCUGCCGCCUGCUUCUACAUCCCAGCACCAUACCCUGAUGCCGUGGCCAGUGCCUCCCGGCUGGCCUCGGAGCUGCAGGCCCUGAAGCAGAAAUGGGCCACAGUCCAGAGCCGCCUGAAGGCCAGCACUGUGGAGUCUGUUCAGCCCAGCCAGCAGGCUGCAUCUGGCUUGGCCCUGGCCAACCCACAGGCCCAGAAGCUCCUGACACAGAUGACCCGGCUGGAUGGAGACCUGGGACAGAUAGAGAGGCAGGUGCUGGCCUGGGCACGGGCCCAGCUGAGCCGCACCACGCCCCUGGAGGACCUGGAGGGCCACAUCCACAGCCACGAGAGCCCAGACUGUGAACUUGCACUCCCUGGAGGAAUGGCUGAUUCCAAGUGUGGGGAAAAUGUAAGAGAUAAGCAGAGAACAGCAGUUUCCUUAUUUUGCUCUCUCGUCCAACACCAGACAACGUGCUCGUCAAAAGGACUCAGAACCCAAUAUGAAGACGCACCCAGCAUUCAACGAAGGGAAAAAAUGAGCAUCAAUAAAAAUAACGGCCAGGUGCGGUGGCUCACGCCUAUAAUCCCAACACUUUGGGAGGCAGAGGCAGGUGGAUUGCUUUUGAGCUCAGGAUUUGAAGACCAGCCUGGUGAACAUGGCAAAACCCUGUCUCUACCAGAAACACAAAAAUUAGCUGGGCGUGGUGGUGUACCUGUGGUCCCAGCUACUCAAGAGGGUGAGGUGGGAGGAUUGCUGGAGGCCGGGAAGUCAAGGCUGCAGUGGGCAGAGAUUAUACCACUGCACUACAGCUUGGGUGACAGAGUAAGACCCUGCCUCAAAACAAUAAAUGAAUAAAUAAAAAUAAAAAUAACUGCAAUCAAAUGAAACACAAAUAUGUUAAAACGUGUAAGUUCAUAAUAUACUAAAAAA